GUAAGGAAUAUAAUAUGAUAGCAGCAGCAUAAACACGCCGUCUGUGCUUGCAGAGCGCUGCUUGGUGCAUCACUUUGGCCUGCAAGGGGUUAAGGUUUUUUGUAGUGGGAGGAACGUUGAGUGAGGAACUGGUAGGCCAUUGGCCGGAUUGUGGAAAGGGGCUGUACAGCCUGGAUAUAGGUGGCUAACCCACCAUUUCCUGCCUCUUUCAGUGUCUUCACGCAGGCAGUGCAAGUAUUGUUCAUUUAUUCAGUAAAUAUACUUUAAUUUUUCUUCUCUUUUUUCCUUAUCUUUUUCCUUAUCUUCUCUUUCCUAUAUUCCUACUGCUACAUUCAUCCUAUUCCUAACUUUUUUAUUCUUCUUCUUCUACUUACUGCUUGUUUUUUAUAACAUAUUGGAGGUGAUUGCUGGGUAUUCCCCCACCCCCCCUUGCUGUGACUCCUCUCCCCCCUGGACAUGUCGGGGUUACGAAACCCCCCUUCCCGUCCUGCACGCAGCGCUGGCCUCCCCGCCCGGCUGUUAGAUUCCCCUGAUGUUCCGCCGGGUCGGGGAAGCCCUGCUGCUGCGGAUGCUGUAUCUGUGAGGGAGACCAGGGCUGUGCGCGGCCGAGCUCGGCCGCCCGCCCGCGCUCCCCCACGUGUGUCCUCCCCGUCUCCUUCCCCGCUGCGAUCAGCGGCUGGCGACGGAGCUGCUGGGGCUGCCAUGGAGACCAGGGCUGUGCGCGGCCGAGCUCGGCCGCCCGCCCGCGCUCCCCCACGUGCUUCCUCCCCGUCUCCUUCCCCGCUGCAAUCAGCGGCGGGGGACGGAGCGCCGGGGAGCAGGAGAAGCCUCAGGCGGCCUGCCAGGGACGGUGUUUUACCGUCCCUGGCCCCGCCGCUUCUUACAGCGGGUGGCCGCGCGGGUCACGUGGGGCGGGGGCGGAGCUCCCGCCCGGCGGCCCGGCGGCUCUCCCCACUUCCCAACACGGCUGCCUCAGUUAAUGGGCGGGUGGGGGGUCGCGCGGCAGAUGGAUUACUGCCUGCGCGUGCGGACAACAUGGCGCACAGCAGGGGGGCCCACAUGAGGCAUACCCCCUCUGUGCCACUACCCCCCCCACCCGUGCGGUCAGCGCCCUCCCGCGUUGGGGUGGGGCGUCGCCCCCGCUCCGCGCCAGCGGGGGGGGCAUUAUCCAUUACAGAUAGUGCGGGGCCGGUCGUACGGGGGCGGCCCGCGCCCGCCCGCGGUGUGCCUGCCCGUCCGACCUCCCCUUUCGCGGUGGGGCCCGGGGCGUCGGGCCCAUCCAGGACGCCCGCCUUGGCAAGUGGCUCGGCCGCCGCCCGCGGCCGCGCGCCUCCUGGCAGACAGCGGGCGGGGUCGCGCCUGCCAGCUAAUCACCCCACUAGGGGGCGGCGUGCGCAGGCGGAUCACGACCCAGCACCCACUCCCCGCAUCCAUUUUUCAACUGCCGACGCUUCCGCGGUCAGCUCUCAGUCCGACGUCGGACUCCUCCCUUCUAGUGGCGACGACUCUCCUGUGGCCGACGCUCGGGUCGGUAGACAGUCGAGGGGUCGGCAGUCUAUACGCGGUCUGGCGCAGCCAGACGGUGGUGCCAUGAUUCCCGACAGUGAGGGAUCCUCCGGAUCCUUGCUCCCGACGGGAGGUUUGCGUACCGCACGUCGGGCGCAUGACGCGCGGAGGAGGUCCGUCCUUACUUCACCUGCCCCUGCGACUGCACCCUUGGUGGACGCCUCCGUCUUGUCCGCCAUUUGUGCCGCUGUAGUGUCAGCGGUGGCUCCCUUGUUAUCCUCCGUACCCGGGGGACUGGGGCGGCCCACCGCUUCCUUGGCGGAUAGCAUUGCGCAAUCCCUUAUUCCACUUCUGUCUACUGGGGCAACUACCCCCCCUUUUGCCCCGCUCCCGGUGGCUGCGGGACCGGAGGCGGUGCAGGGGAACAAUGUCUCUUUUGUCUCCCCAGCCACGGUAGUCGGGUCGGCAAUGGAAUCCGCCGGUGUAUCCACGAGUCGUUCGGUGGCCGGAGGCGCGGACGGCGUGCCCUCUCGAGCAGGUGAGUCUUCCUCGGACCCUGACUGGUCCAAGGGGAGCGCUAGCGGCUUGGGUUCGGGUACUCGCUCCAGCGCCUCUAGCAUAGGUAGCAGCGCAGGCAGGAUUUCCGGCAAGCGCAGUAGGCGCAGGCGUCGGGGCACAGAUUCCUCCCUUGCCUCUACUUCCUCGGAGGGUCUGUCCUCCUCAGAUGGCGGCUUGCACAGGGUGAAGCGUCGUAGACAACGCAAGCGGCGGUAUUCCACCUCGUCCGCGUCCCAAGUAUCGGUGGAAUCAGACACCGUGCACUGCGCCAAUACGGCGGUGCAACGUGGACUCAGGCCCCGGAUCCGGGACCGUAUCCGUAAGGGCCAAUAUGUGAACAUUUUUGCCCUUACCAGCGACGAUCGCAAAGCCUUGCUUUCGGCUAAGAAAAAGGGGCAGGGUAGCGAGGACACUUUGCGGUCCUACCAGAAUUGGGUCCGCUGCAUGUUGAUCUUUGCGGCGUGUUACCUAGAGACGCGCCCGGAUGAACAUAUGAACGUGGUGCGCUAUCAAUUUCUUAUACACGUUCUGUACCAUAAGUACAAAGGGUCUGCCUGGCGGCGCUACGACGAGGAUUUCCGACGCAAACAACAUGGCCGGGAGAUCUAUAACUUUGGUAAAAAAGACGUGGAAUUGUGCUCUGAACUGACACAAGGUCCGGCCGCCACAGAUGACGGCGGCUCGGCAAGACGAUGGGCAAAAAAACCUGCCUCUCGUUCUGCCGGCUUUCGCGGAGGCGCAGGGCGCGCGGGGCAUGGGAAAUGCUUCGCUUUUAAUAAUGCACAAUGCGACUUGGGGGGGCGAUGUCGUUUUCGCCACUCCUGUAUCAGAUGUGGCGGGGGCCACGGCAUUAAAGAUUGCCCCAGUCCUGGGACCGGAAGUGCUUUUGGCUCGCAGCCCCGACAGAGUCGCGCUCCCGCGGCCACCGGCGCUAGCCACAGCUCCCACCCCAAUUAGACUUUGCGCGCUCAUUCCCUGGCUGCGACGAUACCCGCGGUUGGGGGACGCCCGAUUUUUACACUCAGGUUUCGCGUCGGGUUUCCCCUUGCCGAUACAUGGACGGGUGGGUCCUGGGACGGGUACUAACCUGCGUUCGGCUCGGGAGUUUCCGGACGUGCUCCGGCACAAGGUAGGGGCGGAGGUUACCUUAGGGAGGAUGAUAGGCCCUUUCCGGGAGCCCCCCUUGCCAGACUUGGUCUUGUCCCCCGUAGGCGUAGUGCCCAAAAAGACAGCGGGCAAAUUUCGCCUCAUCCAACACCUUUCCUGUCCUGCGGGGUCCUCGGUUAAUGACGCUAUCCCUGCUGACCAGUGUAGGGUCGUUUACCUGUCCUUUGAUUCGGCCAUUGACACCGUACGGUCUUUUGGCCCAGGGGCAGUUAUGUGUAAGUUGGACAUCCAGUCUGCGUUUCGUCUCCUUCCGCUGCACCCUUCCGCCUUCAGGUUUAUGGGUUUUAAGCUGGACGAUGGGUACUACAUAGAUCGGUGCCUCCCUAUGGGUUGUUCUAUCUCUUGCGCCUACUUUGAGAGAUUCAGUUCCUUCCUCCACUGGUGUCUCCAGCAGGCAACGGGGGAACGGGGAAUUUCCCACUACUUGGACGAUUUUCUGUUUAUCGGCCCCUCAGACUCCCCUCGCUGCGUCAACCUGCUGCAGGGGGCUCUGGCCCUCUUUGCGCGCUUCGGGGUUCCGGUUGCACCAGAAAAGACGGAGGGACCCUCCGCCUCCUUGGUUUACCUCGGGAUCCAGAUUGAUACGGUCAGGGGUCUCUGUAGGCUUCCCUCGGACAAGGUGUUGCGUUUACGUGACGGUAUCAUAUAUGCGCUGUCCGCGGGCAAGCUCACUCUCAAACAGGCCCAAUCCCUAUUGGGCCUGUUUAACUUUGCUUGCAAAGUUAUCCCCAUGGGCAGGGUUUUCUGUAGAAAAUUGGAACGGGCUACCGUGGGGGUUAGACGCCCGCAUCAUUUCCUCAGGUUGUCCCUCGAAAUCCGUCGGGAUCUAAGCAUUUGGGACGAAUUUCUUGUUCGUUUCAACGGCACCUGUAUUUGGCAGGAGGCGAUCGUGUCUAGCCCGACCCUGGAGCUUUUCACGGACGCCUCCGGCGCUUUCGGGUUUGGCGCUUACUUUGCGGGUCGUUGGUGUGCCUCUCCUUGGCCGCAUGCCUGGCUUCGCAUGGGCCUCACUACGAACAUGCUGUUGCUGGAAAUUUUUCCUAUUCUGGUCGCUUUAGACUUAUGGCGCGAUGCCCUGCGUAAUAAACAUGUUGUCUUCUGGUGCGACAAUCUGGGCGUGGUUUUUGCCAUCAACCGCCAAAAAUCCACGUCCUUGCCGGUAUUGCGGGUCAUUGCGCAGAUAGUCUUGUUAUGCUUGGUCAACAACAUUACGUUGCGAGCAAAACAUGUCCCUGGCGUGCGUAACGAAAUUGCAGAUGCCCUGUCACGCGGCGAUUUGCAGCGAUUUAGGCGCUUGGCUCCUGCAGCUCUCCUCCAUGGGGAAUUAUGUCCUGCUUCUGUGUGGCAGGUCAUCCACCCGGAAUGGAGGCGUUAGCCCACAGGUCAUUGGCCCCUGCAACUUUUGCGGCCUAUCGGGCCGCCUGGGAGCGGUGGUGUCGCUUCAUCCGGGAGAGAGGCCAGUGUGGUAAGACCUCUCAUGAUUUACUUUUAGAUUACAUCUGGGUUCUGUACUCCGACGGUAUUUCGCGGGCGUCUGUUAACAGGGUUCUGGCAGGUAUCUCUUACUUUCUGCAGCUGCGGGGGGAAGCGGAUUUUACGAAGUCCUUUUUCCUCCGGCGGGUGUUGAAAGGUUGGGCUCGGGCCACCCCGCCCCUCCCGGAUACCCGCCAGCCGAUCACCGGUGCUUUGCUGAGGCGGAUUUUGGGAUCCCUACCGAGCAUUUGCUUUUCGGGAUACGAGGUUCGCCUCUUCCGGGCGGCCUUUACUAUGGCCUUCCACGGUGCGUUCAGGGUGGGUGAGCUGGUGUCCGUCUCUCGGGCUUCGGUCUCGCCCAUGCUGGAGGCCCACGUCGUCAUCCGCCCCGACGGUUUAUGGUGCAGAAUUCAGCGAUCCAAGACUGACGUAGCCGGCAGGGGGCAGUGGGUUCGAAUGGGUCCGGCUCGUGCGCGGGGCAUUUGUCCAGUUUCCGCGGCCCGGGCAUAUUCGUCCAUACGGCCUCCAACGCCCACCGGGUGGCUCGUCCACUGUGACGGCGCCCCGUUGACCAGAUAUCAAUUCCGGUCGGUUUUGGGGCGUUGUAUUUUGUACCUGGGUCUAUCUCCGGCCGACUAUGGGACUCACUCUUUCCGCAUCGGCGCUGCUUCAGCUGCCGCUGCGGCGGGUUGGUCCGAGGUCGAAGUCCGGGCACUGGGUAGGUGGAGGUCUGGUGCAGUCAGACGCUAUAUCAGGCCUUUUCCUCCCAGUGCGCCCCUUUGAGGACUAGCCGCUCGUCGCAGUUGCACUUUGUGAUUGCGGGGGCCUUGAGGAAUUUUUGUUUUAUCGUUGGUUUUAAUUUCGGCUUUUGCCGGCUAGCGAAGUUUCGUUUUUGCCUCAAGUCAAAUUGGGCGGCCCCCCCCCCCCCCCACACUCCCCCCCCGUUAGGGCUGCAGUCAGGUUUCUCAUUUACAUACCUUAUGUAUAUCAUUCCUAACCUUAGCACACCUUAUUUUGCAGGGCGGCGGUUAGAUCCGCACUUUCUAUGGUUUGUCGGCCAUUCCUACAUCUACUGGCUGUCCGUGUCGGCUCUGGCUUGCGACACCGCCCGGUUUCCGGAGCUGCAGGCUGUGCGCUGGUUGGGGCGUAGAGGCCUCCGCUGGGAUGGCCUGCGGGACUGGCUUCGGGCGGCAGUUGGCCGAUUUGGGUACCCCCUGAUUUUGGUCUUGCAUCGGGGGGCAAUGAUCUGGUACGCCGCUCUGGGCUCGACAUUCGCCUCGAAAUCAGGUGCCAGCUACUGGAACUCAUGGCUGACUGGCCGUUUUGCCUCAUCCUCUGGUCGGACAUCGUUCCUCGGCGGUCUUGGCGCGGAGCCUUUAACCCCGGGGCGAUUGACCUGGUUCGGAGGAGGGUCAAUUCGGUCGUUGGUCGUGCUGUCCUCCAGCAUGGCGGGCUGGUUGUGCCGCACGGUGGCAUUUCCUACCGUGACCCGACACAAUACCGGUCUGACGGGGUGCAUUUGUCCCCGGCUGGCAUGCUUAUCUUCCUGGAGGACAUUAUUUACAUUCUUAGGUCCCUAUAGAUAGCUCUUUUCUGUUCAUAGUUCAUUAAGUCUCUCUAGUUAGUUUUUUCUGUUUUUGUUGUGUGGGUUUUUAGUUCGGUGGCGGUGGCAGGUUUGUAACCUGGCAGUUGGCCGGUUUUCAGAACGGUUACUUAAGUUUAAUGAUGAGUUCACAGUUAGUCAGUUUGGGUGUAUUUAUAGGUAAUUUAUAUCUUUUAGAAUUAGUUUACGGGCAUCAUUUUCACAAGUGGGCCCAUAUAAUUAGUAUAAAACAUAUGUGGAUGUCGGGGCCGGUGGCCCAACUUUUAUCCCGUAGGGGCGGAGCGUACCUCCGUCCCUGCAACCGUUGGGGGACAGGGGUAGUGGCAGAAGGUCGACCCCUGUCCUUGGAUUUUUGAUUCUCGAUGUCUGGGAUGGAGGCAGCAGGCCGAUCCCGGAACAUCUGGGGCAGGAGGCUCCCUAACACAUAUGUUUUUUACUGCUUGUUUUUUAUAAUGUUUAUCACCCAUGUUACAUUUAUUAUGUUUAACCGUUCUUCUCCUCGCCACCUUUAGUUAGAGAGGGAAGUCUGCAUUUUAGUUUUAGUAUUUAAUAGGCCUCCCUCUCAGUCAGAAAAUAAAAGCUGACCCCUUUCACGCCAACUACAGUUGUGGUGUCUUUAUUUCAUAAGAUAAGUGUGCUUGAGUGGCGCGUGGAAGCAUCUGACGUGUGAGGUUUAAGACUGCGUAAGGAAUAUAAUAUGAUAGCAGCAGCAUAAACACGCCGUCUGUGCUUGCAGAGCGCUGCUUGGUGCAUCACUUUGGCCUGCAAGGGGUUAAGGUUUUUUGUAGUGGGAGGAACGUUGAGUGAGGAACUGGUAGGCCAUUGGCCGGAUUGUGGAAAGGGGCUGUACAGCCUGGAUAUAGGUGGCUAACCCACCAUUUCCUGCCUCUUUCAGUGUCUUCACGCAGCCCGCCCUCCCGCCCCCAAAAAAACCGGAACAGAGUUGGUUUUGGUUUUACUAUGGGGUUCUUUGUGUCGGCUUUCGGUGGCCGGUUUUCAGAACGGUUACUUAAGUUUAAUGAUGAGUUCACAGUUAGUCAGUUUGGGUGUAUUUAUAGGUAAUUUAUAUCUUUUAGAAUUAGUUUACGGGCAUCAUUUUCACAAGUGGGCCCAUAUAAUUAGUAUAAAACAUAUGUGGAUGUCGGGGCCGGUGGCCCAACUUUUAUCCCGUAGGGGCGGAGCGUACCUCCGUCCCUGCAACCGUUGGGGGACAGGGGUAGUGGCAGAAGGUCGACCCCUGUCCUUGGAUUUUUGAUUCUCGAUGUCUGGGAUGGAGGCAGCAGGCCGAUCCCGGAACAUCUGGGGCAGGAGGCUCCCUAACACAUAUGUUUUUUACUGCUUGUUUUUUAUAAUGUUUAUCACCCAUGUUACAUUUAUUAUGUUUAACCGUUCUUCUCCUCGCCACCUUUAGUUAGAGAGGGAAGUCUGCAUUUUAGUUUUAGUAUUUAAUAGGCCUCCCUCUCAGUCAGAAAAUAAAAGCUGACCCCUUUCACGCCAA
Molecule: messenger RNA, 7805 nt
Organism: Pseudophryne corroboree (corroboree frog)
Lineage: Eukaryota; Metazoa; Chordata; Amphibia; Anura; Myobatrachidae
Product: collagen alpha-1(I) chain-like
Exons: 2
Coding region: 457-3021 (854 amino acids)
Biological process (GO): DNA integration; DNA recombination
Molecular function (GO): DNA binding
Source: RefSeq, a predicted model, not a curated record